This is a messenger RNA of Fusarium venenatum, 1131 nucleotides long. Its product is annotated as Elongator complex protein 4. NCBI's taxonomy places the organism in Eukaryota, Fungi, Ascomycota, Sordariomycetes, Hypocreales, Nectriaceae. The record is from RefSeq and is a predicted model, not a curated record. Gene Ontology annotation, biological process: tRNA wobble uridine modification. Gene Ontology annotation, cellular component: transcription elongation factor complex; elongator holoenzyme complex; cytoplasm.
AUGUCAUUUCGAAAGCGUAAUGUCGUCAUUGGAACUCCGGGAUCCUCUUCGUUUACUCCUCGGCAAGAGAAGUCUCUUGCGCCAGGAACGAGACCGUCACCAUUAGAUGGGCGAUUAACGACAUCUACGGGUACGCAAUCCUUGGAUCAACUCUUGUCAGGCCAUGCUGGAAUGCCCAUGGGAACUUCCUUACUCAUCGAAGAAACUGGAACAACGGAUUUCGGAGGCGUGCUUCUACGGUACUAUGCUGCUGAAGGACUUGUGCAAGGACAUCAAGUCCAUCUACUGGGCUUUGGUGAUGCUUGGAGAAGAGAACUUCCUGGUCUUGGCAACCCGGAAGGCUCCAAGAAGAGCAAGUCUAGUUCAUCCUCAGACGAUAAGAUGAAGAUUGCUUGGCGUUACGAGACACUCGGACGACAAAAUGUUCUAGCUAGAGAUGCUCAAGGACCAGCAAGUCCCGGCCAGACACAAAGCACUUUUUGCCAUACCUUUGACCUUACCAAGCGUCUUGAAAACAGCGCUAUCAAAGGCCAGCUACAUGCAAUGCCCGUUGAAGGUCCCUUGGCUUCUCCUACUCAUACACCAUUCCAAAAAUUUGUCACCGAAGUGACCUCCAAGAUUAAGAACUCACCUCCUUCCACUGUUCAUCGGAUUGUUGUGCCCAGUCUUCUGUCGCCUACGCUUUAUAAUUCUGCCGCCAGCCAGCCUAAAGAGAUCCUAAAGUUCCUUCAUGGCUUGAGGGCACUCCUGCGACAGUUCCCAACUCAAGUUACAGCUGUUGUAACGAUUCCUAUUACACUGUUCCCACGUUCGACAGGAUUGACUCGCUGGAUGGAGCUGCUAUCUGACGGAGUCCUUGAAUUGAUACCGUUACAGCAAGCUCCAGUUGUUCGAGAGCCUGGCAACGAGGACAAAGGGCAGGGACUCCUCCGUGCCCACAGCCUACCGGUAUUUCAUGAGAAGGGCGGUGGACUGGAAGGCACCUGGAAUCGAGAGAACUUGUCUUUCAAGUUGAGCAGUUCUAGCGGGCUGGUUAUCACACCCUUCAGUCUUCCACCAAUUGGCGACGAGGAAGAGCCGACCAAGGCAGCCAAACCAAACGAGCCUAAGAAGGAGAGUCUUGAUUUCUAA